Orcinus orca (killer whale) is the source of this 483-nucleotide messenger RNA. RefSeq names its product small integral membrane protein 2 (gene SMIM2). NCBI's taxonomy places the organism in Eukaryota, Metazoa, Chordata, Mammalia, Artiodactyla, Delphinidae. The record is from RefSeq and is a predicted model, not a curated record.
AUGCUACGGAAAGAGGUUGGGGAGAGGACUGAUGCCAGCCAGCUGCCUCACGGGGAGGGGGAGACACUUGGCCAUGCCACUAGCAUCCUGUUCGGCUUUCGGAUGAGUUUCAUCUAUGACACGUACAGAGUCCUCACUUGGAACAAGAGGAUUAAAAGAGGCCCUGGCGGUCGCUCCUCUUCUGAUUAACCACACCUUGGCAUACAGCGGAACAGAAGGCAAAGCUGCACAGAAAAGGACCAAAGUCAGGUGCCAGAAGCAGGUGACAUCCAGACUCCCAGUUCGUUGGAUGCAGCUAUUUCAAUAGAGCCACUUUUUUGUGUGGCUAUUUAGACAUGAGGAUAUUUCGAUUUGGCUUAAAAAUUAAGCUGAUAAGUGUUAGUUUUUCGGCCCAGGGAAUAUAGCCAAUGUUUUAUAAUAACUUUCAAUGGAGUAUAAUCUAUAAAAAUAUUGAAUCACUGUGUUUGUAUACCUGAAACUAAU